AUGAAAAUUUUGUCUAAUCGAUUUAAGUUAAUGAUUAAUAAAUAUAAUAUAUUAAGUGAGAGCGAUAUAAAAUAUAAACAUUUGAAGUUUUAUUAUAGUUUCAUUAUGAAGCUAACAUGUAUGCCUGAAUGUAUGACUAAAUAUUUUAAUUAUAAACAAGAAAUUGAAAAACAAAUUGAUGCAUUGAAUAAAAUUAACCAAAGAUAUUUUUGCAAAAACUGCCAAGCAGUAAGACUAAACAUAAUUAAUAAAAAUGAUGAAUUAAAAGAUUGCUACCAUCCCAAUAUAUUACGAUAUAGAUUAAUAGAUGAUGUUGAAAUAAAGGAUUUUAUGGACAAAUGUCUUCCAUUACCUAAUUGUAGUUAUAAUGGAACAUCUCAUGUUAAGAAUCCUCCUGGAUUAAACCGCGAACCAGAAAACACAUGCGGAAGAAGAAAAGAUUGUAAAAAAGGAGCAUCACCACCGCAAGUAUUAACAGGUAAAGCACCACAGGUGUUAAAUCCCCAAUCAUCUAGAACCAAUGUACCAGCAAGGCAAGAAGACUUAAAUAUAAAACAACUGCAUGCAGAGAGAGGGGGGUCAACAGAAGCAAACACACUUUUAGAUAACCAGAAGAAUGUAUUCAUUACUAAUGGCCCUGCUGCGGUUCAAUCUGAAGCUUCUUACCCCAAAGAUAUGCAUCCCUUUAGUACACCUAGAGAAGCAUAUAUCCCGGAACAACCUCCAUCUGCUUCACAGUAUUUGUUACAUAGUGAAUUAGAUAACAGUUCAAAUGAUUCUUCGCCACGAGUUAACCCUGGAAGUGAAUCUAGGGCAAAAGCUAUAGCUCAAGAAAAAGGUUCAGAAGCAGUCAAGCUUGAGAAUGAUCGGCAUGGUCUGCUGUAUGUAAGUGGUAGUACUCUUGGUGCACAAGAGUUAAGGAGUACAACUUCUACAGGACAUGAGAGUGAUGUCAGACCCCUCGAUAGUAAAAUUCCUGACGCUGGGAAUCUUGAAGAAAAGCCUCCAGGCGGUGCAGAUGGAACCUCUAUAACUCCUGGCGAUAGAAAUUUUGGUAAUAUUGUUAAUAAUUUCGUUGAUGGUAUUUUAGGUUUAGGUGGCAAUCCUCUUUACAGCACACUUACUAAUGAUAGAGAUAGUGAGGGAAAUUAUAUCAGUCAGCCUUUCGUUGAAACACCUGUUGAUGUACCAGUUAGUGAUGAUCCUACUGGCGAUAACUCCGAAACACCAUUUAAAAAAUAUACCACAAUGGCUUUAGCACCCACGGGUAUUAUUAUGUUGAUGACACUCCUUACAAAAUUCACUCCCUUAGGAAUGCUUUUUACGAAGAAAAACAGAAACAAACGAAAUGACAUGAAAGAAAAUAUAGAGAGGAUACUACUAUUGGAAUCUCCCGCUAAAACAGAAGAAAGUGGUUUCUCAUUUGCAUAUACUCCUUCUCAAUAUUGGGAAACGUGA
Molecule: messenger RNA, 1458 nt
Organism: Plasmodium vivax (malaria parasite P. vivax)
Lineage: Eukaryota; Apicomplexa; Aconoidasida; Haemosporida; Plasmodiidae
Product: variable surface protein Vir18-related
Exons: 3
Coding region: 1-1458 (485 amino acids)
Source: RefSeq, a predicted model, not a curated record